UAGUUUUCCUACCUGUCCGCUUUCACAUUUCCUACGUCAUUUAUAAACCCAUUGUUCUCCCCUUUUAUCUUCCCAUCUCUUUCUUGUGAGACAUGUCCAUAACCCAUUUUUCUUCACAAAACUUUCAGCAGAACUAUUUUUUCAGUGAACACUACAAUUUCAUGGAAGAAUCAUCUAGAAAUUCUUCGUCUCCUCCGAAGCAAAACAGCAAUCAAUUAGAAGAAAUUGAAAUCCCCAAAGAGCAUUUGUUCGAGAAGCCAUUAACGCCGAGCGACGUUGGGAAGCUCAAUCGAUUAGUUAUCCCAAAACAGAACGCGGAAAAGUACUUUCCUCUUAAUGAUUCGAUUAAUGAUUCAGGUGAAAAGGGCUUUUUACUAAGUUUUGAAGAUGAAUUGGGGAAAUUAUGGAAGUUUCGUUAUUCGUAUUGGAAUAGUAGCCAGAGCUAUGUAUUGACUAAAGGAUGGAGCCGUUUCGUGAAGGAGAAGAAAUUAGAUGCCGGUGAUGUUGUUUUGUUUGAGCGACAUCGGGUUGACGGUGACCGGCAAUUUAUUGGAUGGAGGAGGAAGAACGGUGACGCCGUCGCUGCCGCUGCUGCAACCACCGUCGCUCCGCCGGGAGGUGGCGGUGGGUGGGGGCAGGUGCAUCCGUUUCCGUCGGCAGGUGUUCCGUACCAAACCGACUUUCUUCACGCAGGUAGAGGAGUAAUGCACAACCAAUUAACAACACCAAAUGGGAACAACACAAGGAGGCAAGUAAGGUUGUUUGGUGUGAACCUAGAAUGUGAGGUUGAUGACUCGUCUUCAUGGUCUGAGUCAUCAACCCCAGAUGGUUCAAUAUCAUCGAACCAUCACCAACAAAGUCAGGAGUACUAUCAGUCACAAGCUGGUCAACACUAUUACCAAUACCAAGUCCAUUAUUCAAAUCCUCAUGCUACUCCUCCAGCUUCAUCCUAUAAUAAUAACCAUCAUUACAACACGGAUAUGGAUCACUCAAGAGAUGUCAAUCAGAUGAGAUAUCACCAGGGAUAAGAUCUGUGGAUGUGACAUAAGGAUUGACCAUUAUGGGCCACUUGGAAUAUAAAAAACAAGCAAUUAAAAGAAAAUUCAAAAGGGAAAUUAAAAUCCCAGAUUUUCUGGCUACUUGCUCUCCCAAAAAGGUGAUGUAAAUCAACUCCAAGUCCAGGGGGAAAGUAAAUGAAAAGAAAUUGGAACUUUGAAAGAAACAUCAGUGUUUUCAGGGGGUGGGUAGUUGGACAGCUGAGGUGGGACAUCCAAGUAUAGAUUGACGUAAACAAACGCCCAAAUGAGGCCGUUUGUUUACAAAAAUCUAGUCGAUCCCAGCUUGUUUGAGAUUGAGACAAAGUCGUAAUUGUUUGUUUACAACAAUUUCAAGAAUAUAUAGAUAAAGGAGUUUUUUUUUUUUUU
Molecule: messenger RNA, 1424 nt
Organism: Solanum tuberosum (potato)
Lineage: Eukaryota; Viridiplantae; Streptophyta; Magnoliopsida; Solanales; Solanaceae
Product: B3 domain-containing protein At2g36080
Exons: 3
Coding region: 93-1028 (311 amino acids)
Molecular function (GO): DNA-binding transcription factor activity; DNA binding
Source: RefSeq, a predicted model, not a curated record